ACUAGCCUGAUCACCAGUUCGGCGUCGACCCAUCACUGAGGCUGAAGGCCAGCUGCCCUGGAGGCAGUGUCCGAGAGUCUGUCCUCUUUCGCAAGGCAGCCACCAAACCCAACAUCAGUAAUAGGACAUCGCUCAUUAAAUGUCACUGUUCUUCUCUUGCCGCAUGGCUGCAGAAGCUACCACACAGAGUUCUAUGCGCCGCGCAGCUCGAAAAUCGGCUUAUUGGACCUAAUCCCGAGUCCGUAUACCGCCCGGCCGGCGGCACGGCCCCGCACGCAACCGACAUGGCCUCUCUUCUGGAGCUCGUCCGGCGACCCGCUGCCGCCGCCCGAGCGCGACCACGGAAUCGCUUCCCAACAACAGAAUCCCUGAAACCAACACGGUCCGAGUCAGACGAGGCCGGUCCGGUCUCUGACCGGGAGACAACGAUCAAUGCAAAACGGCCUCGUCCAACGCUGGCGACGCUGCCGCCCGAGAUUCAUCUCCUGAUCGCUCAGUAUCUCACUUAUCCAGACGCGCUGUCCCUGAAGCACACCAACCGUUAUUUCUACCACAUGGUCGACACCGGGGUUCGACUCAAAGUUGAGUGGUUGAUGGAGCGCCGGCUGCUUCACCUCGAGUGUCCGAGCGACCAGCGCUGCGAUUUGGGGAGUGACUUGAGAUUCUGCCGGGGGAGCGUUAAACUCCUUAUGCGACGGAGGAGAGAGCACAUCGAGUGUGAGUCGCGGCCGGGUUUGGGAUGUCUGAUCUAUGGGACGAGCAAAUGUCCGCAUGCUAGGAAGCUUAAGACCCGGCUGAAGAGGUGGAUGCGGAUGCAUGCUGUGGAUUCUAGGCGAUGGGUACUCCUGCUCGUGUCCUUACUACCUCUGUUUGCUGGGUGGGUGUGGAUGGUUGGAAUGAUGUUACUUUGACUCGAUGUGACCGGGUGACAGAACGAUGCGUGGAGCUUGCAGCGGGUGGACAGUCUAGUACGGUGUACGACGAGGUCUUGGAUUCCCUAUCUAUCUGAGUAUG
This is a messenger RNA of Chaetomium strumarium, 1014 nucleotides long. RefSeq lists its product as uncharacterized. NCBI's taxonomy places the organism in Eukaryota, Fungi, Ascomycota, Sordariomycetes, Sordariales, Chaetomiaceae. The coding region runs from base 285 to 911 and encodes 208 amino acids. The transcript is spliced from 2 exons. Gene Ontology annotation, molecular function: protein binding. The record is from RefSeq and is a predicted model, not a curated record.